This is a messenger RNA of Megalops cyprinoides (Indo-Pacific tarpon), 7055 nucleotides long. It is a transcript of the gene phf3, whose product is annotated as PHD finger protein 3. The record is from RefSeq and is a predicted model, not a curated record. Gene Ontology annotation, biological process: DNA-templated transcription. Bases 163 to 6036 code for a protein of 1957 amino acids. The transcript has 16 exons. Gene Ontology annotation, cellular component: nucleus. Lineage: Eukaryota; Metazoa; Chordata; Actinopteri; Elopiformes; Megalopidae.
GCUACUGCUGGAACCGAAUGGCUGCAAUCGGGACGAAAGACGGCGUAGGGAAGCAAAAUUGUUCUGGGACGCUAUGAAACCAGGGCAAGUUAUUCUGAGCGGAAGUAGUUCGUUGGCUUUGGUACGUGACAAAGAAGAGCUUACAGGAAAGCAGCAGCAUUCAUGGAUAUAGUUGACACCUUUAACCAUUUAAUUCCCAGUGACCAGUUGGAUAACGCCUUAUUACUAGGGCAGAAUUUGGAGAGUGAAGCAAGUGAUGAGUUGGGAACAGAUAAAAACUACCUGGAAGACUCUUUAAAGAACAUGCUCAGUGACAAAGAUCCCAUGCUUGGAUCUGCCAGUACUCAGUUCCAUCUCUUGGAUAAUGAUGAUGCCAACUAUCCGAUUGCUGGAUCUACAGGUCUUGAAGUAAUGAGUGAGUCACAGAGUGUACACCAUUCUGUAGGACGUGAGCUGACUCGCCCUAAGAGUGGACGAGGUAGGGGAAAAGCUGUGUCUCGCUUAUCCAGGAAAUCUCCACGUAUAACUGCACAAGAGCCAGUUAAAAGUGCAUGUGAGAGUUCAAAAGCUCGACGCGGUAGACCUGCCAGCAAAUUAGCUUGCAGUAAGGCUACAGGGAAACCUGGCAGGAGAGCAGCAAACAAACCAACACAGCACGAAUCGGCCGAGGACCAGGAAGAGCAGGGUGAUCUUUCUCAGGAGAGGAAAGAUGCAAUGCUGGAGAGCGUGCUAAGCAACAAGCAUGUGGCCCAAUCCAUGAAUCCUGUGGUCGUGUUGAGGCGGUUGACGGUCACCGUGGGAGGAUACAAAAUUGAACUUCUCCCGGGACCAUCCCAGUCCUCGCCUAGGGCUGAUGCAAGUGUUGCUGAGCCUGUGUGUUUCCAGGAGAGCUCAGCGUGUGCAGGUGGGUUGGAGUUUGCAGGAGCACAGGCUGAGGCUACCCAUCCCCAAGAUACUGCUGCAGAAGUGGCAGGAGAGUCAAGCACUGGGCAGGACCUCAUACCACUCUCUGCUGGUGACACACCCGCCCAGAUAGGGCCCUACGGAAAUCCCACUGAGGUUCAAGAUGGUAACAGUACGCUGUUGAGCGACGUCAGUGCAGUGGGUCAAAGCACAGUUGAGGCUAAAACAAAUGACCAGAUGGAUGCUCAGAAAGUAAAUCCAUGCACCGUUGGGGGUUCUAGUGGAAACCCAAAUAGAGGCGAGAUGGUACAACAGACUAGUGCAGAUCGCCUCAACACACCUAAAGGCAAAGGAGGAAAGGACCAAAGAGUUCCAGCCAAGACAUGGCCAAAAUCUGAUCCAUCCCCUUCUGUCGGCCAGCAGCAGCAACCAACUCUCAGCAGGCCGGCUAGUACAGGAACAGGACCCAAACCCCUCGGGCCCAGGAAGAGAGCCAGAAGCGACAGUCAAAAUGUGCUACCAGUCAAAGGAAAGCAAAUGGUGAAGGUGGCAAAAAGACGAAUGGAGCAUCUGAAGACCCACCCACCCUCCAAAAUACAGAAGUGUCCUGACAGAGGACUUGUUAAAGGAGUUCUGCCACCUUACAAAGCCCUGAAAUCAGCAGAGCUAGCAGGCACUUCUGGCAAAAGGCCUCUCCCUCCCAGUGCUGGCCCAGAUGUGUUUCAUAGCCCGCAUCAGAGAAUGCAGCCGGCUAUCCAAAAAUCCCCACACACUUCCACUGUUGGGCCAAGACCACACCACCAAGCAACAGUGCCACUAAAACCUGGCCACCAGCAGAAGGAAGCCCCUGAAGAGGAGAAGCAAGAGAAACUGAAGAUAAAGAAGUUGGACAAGGCUUCCCAAAGGCCCAGGAGUAGGAGCUCCAAAAGCCUCUCGCUGGAUGAGCCGCAGCUGUUCAUUCCUGACAAUGCUCCCGUUGCCAAGAAGGAGGCUGUGGAAGAGGAGUCAGCAGACAGUGAAGCUGCAUGGGAUCCAAGCAAGCACUGUGGAUUCUGCAAAAAACCCCACACCAACAGGUUGAUGGUGGGAUGUGGUCGCUGUGAUGAUUGGUUCCAUGGUGACUGUGUGGGGCUGGACCUGGCCAAGGCACAGCAGAUGGAGCAGGAGGACCAGGAGUAUGUGUGUCUGAAGUGUUGCGCUGAGGAGGACAAGAAGGGUGUGUCACCGUCAGAGGGCACUUCAAAACCUGGACAUACUGCGGACAGCAAACCUGUUCAUGGACAGGACAAACAGGGCCCGCCACCUCAAGCAACAACAGGAGUCCGGAUCAUCAAGAAGGAUUCUAUUGAGAGAAAACACUCAACAGAAGUCAGAGACACAGACAGCCGGACGACAUCACUUUCAGACCAGAAAAAUGCUCCAACAGUGAAAGCCCCACACGCCCCAGGGGACUCGCCACAGAAAACAACGGCGCACGAGAGGCAGGAUACAAAAAAAUCCAAAGCCUCACCCCCCGCCUCUAAGAAACCCUCCGUAGAACAGAUCAGGAGGAAUGUUCGAGAUUCUCUGAAGGACAUCCUACUGAAGCGACUGAAGGAGUCAGACUUAAAGGUUUCGACAGAGAGGGCUGCUAAUGUAGCUAUAAAAAUAGAGAAGGAACUUUUUGCCUUCUUCCGGGACACUGACAGCAAAUACAAAAGCAAGUACAGGAGCUUGAUGUUCAACCUCAAAGAUGCUAAAAACAAUGUCCUGUUUAAGCGUGUUCUCAAAGGGGAAAUUUCUCCAGACCAUUUGAUCCGAAUGAGUCCAGAGGAACUGGCUUCAAAAGAACUGGCAGCCUGGAGACAGAGGGAAAAUCGGCAUAUGAUUGAAAUGAUUGAGAAGGAGCAGCGAGAGGCAGAGAGGCGACCCAUCACCAAAAUCACCCACAAAGGAGAAAUUGAGAUUGAAAGCCAGGAGCCUAUAAAACGGCCUGAAGCUAUUGAAGCAGAGGUAGAGACAGUUCACAGACCAGCUGAGGAGGCAAAGGAAGUUCCUGAAGAAUCUGAAUCUGAGAGCUCAAAGGACACGACCAGCCAACACAAGGCACACCUCUUUGACCUCAACUGCAAGAUUUGUACAGGUCGAAUGGCUCCACCUGCAGAAGAUGGCGCUACAAAAGUGGUGAAAGUGGCCACCACAGUAUUGCGCAGGCAGUCAGGCCAGGAAGCAGAGGCCCGCUCUGAUCCCACGCCUCCUCUGACUGAUGAGUUUUCACUCAGCACUGUAGAGGAAUGUCUGACUACUCCCAGGGUCCUCUCCACUUCAGAUGGAAGGUUGGAUAGCGCUACUGGGAGGCAGGAAGAAGUCACAUUCCUGGCUCGUUUGGAAUCUCUGUGGAGGGGGUUUGUGAACAUGCCGUCUGUGGCCAAGUUUGUCACAAAAGCAUACCCAGUUUCAGGGGUUCUGGACCACCUGACUGAGGAUCUGCCGGACAGCAUCCAGGUUGGUGGAAGGAUCUCUCCACAGACGGUGUGGGAUUACGUGGAAAAGAUUCGGGCCUCUGGAACUAAAGAGGUGUGUUUGAUUCGGUUUUCCCCUGCGACUGAAGAGGAUGAGAUUUCCUAUACCCUGCUUUAUGCCUAUUUCAGUAGCAGGAAGCGUUAUGGUGUUGUAGCCAACAACAUGAAGCAUGUGAAAGACAUGUAUCUCAUUCCCCUGGGUUGUGCUGAAAAAAUCCCACACCAGCUUGUGCCUUUCGAUGGCCCAGGGCUGGAAACCAACCGUCCCAAUAUCCUACUGGGGUUAAUCAUUCGACAAAGGGUCAAAAGGGACUAUGGAGUCAUCUUGCCCAUAAGCAUUCCUGAAACAUCCGCCCCAAGACUCUUAUCUGAGAACAGAGCCAAGCUGGAUCCCGUCAACAAUGGCGAAGGUGGCCAUACUGAAGCCAGUGGUAGUUUUGACCCCCUGAAUAUUGCACGACUAGUGGAAGUUUCAAAACCACAACAGUUGGUGCAGGAAGAAGCAAAGCCUGGGAAGCGGGAUGCUGAGGGGACUCCUUCAGCUGUAGAGUCUAGUCUACAGGAGUCUGCUAAACCACUGCGCUUUCUCCCUGGGGUGCUAGUAGGAGGGGAGGGCUCAUCAGCAUCCUCUUCAGAAACAGGUGAGGUUUUACCAAGUAGCACAGAAAAGGAAGCAGACAAACAGACUGUUGUGGGUGACAGUGCAGCCCAAGGAAUCGUCUCCAGUAAAAGUCCAGCAUCCAAUGGUCCCAGGCUGGAUCGUUUUAUCAUAAAGAAGAAGGAACCUAGGACUGUGAAAACAGAGCCUCUACCAUCCAGCCCCAAGGAAAAGUCCAAUACCAAUGACUCUCCAGGGAAGGAUGGCGUAAGCUCUGUAAGUGUUUCUGCCUCUGUGGUUUCUCUUAAAGACAAGCCCUCUGAUGUUUCCACCGAGGCAUUCCUGGCAAACCUGGCCCCGGCCCCAGCUGCAAAAGAGCUGGGUGACAGUCACAUCUGCUCAACAAGCAAAGUCGGACCAAUGGACGAAGAAACCAAACCCAAACUUGAACAGCCAUUUGACUCAACUCCAGAAGCCGGAUGUGAUGCGACCUCGAAAGAGAGCAUCUCAUCCAACCUCCCCAGUCCAACAAAGGGCCCCAGACCACCAACCGGAGGAAUCUUGAAAAACAGUUCUCCUACAGUCAAACAGGAAAAGCAAAGCUCCUCUGUAGAUUCCAGUUGUGGAAGUGCUGAAGAGAAGGGAACAGAAAUGGUUAAUUCAGGACCAGCUGCUCAUCCUACUCCACAUGAGCCCUCACAGGUGUUUAAUGUACCUGUACUGAACACGGACAAGCAGUGUUUGCCCCGUCCAGCAGCCGCUACGCACUCGUGUCCGCCACAGACCGAUUACCCACCGAUGGAAGAUAUUCAAAGCAUAAGCACCGUCUCAUCUUAUGGCAAAAACGAAGAGCACAACUUGCCACGGCCAGGCACUCUGACUUCUCCAACCGCUGCAUUCUCUCAGGGAGGACAUAGACCGCUGGCCGCCACCUUCCCCCCCGUCCAUGUUGGAUCUUCUGAGUUCCCUCACCAUGCACAACCACCUGGCUUUCCUAUGCAAAGUAGUACUGUGCCUCCUUUCCAGCCUCUUCAACAACCAGGGCCACCCAGUUUGGGUUACUCCAGUGGCCCGCCUUUCAUUUUCCCCCAACCAGAGCCCCACGUUCGGAAUCACGCCCUAACGUGGUCUGCAUCGGCACCUCCCCCAGACAACUUCCCACCUCCUGGACCAACUCCCCAGACUAAUUUCCCACCUCCUGGGCCAACUCCGCAAGCCAGUUUCCUACCUCCUGGGCCAACUCCCCAAGCCAGUUUCCCCCCUCCUGGGCCAGCUCCUCAGUCUAGCUUCCCUCUUCCCGGGCCAACUCCCCAGGCCAGUUUCCCACCUCCCGGGCCAACUCCCCAGGCUAACUUCCCCCCUCCUGGCCCAACUCCCCAGGUGAACUUCCCUCCUUCUGGGCCGAGUGCGCCAGUAAACUUCCCACCUCCUGGGCCAGCGGUAUCUUACGAGGCAUCAAGGUUCACAGAGGUCUCAAAACCGCCAGCCCCAACCAAAGAUGAGAAGGGACCGGAGCGGCGGUACAGCGACCCGUGGGAGAAGCAGCCCCGUCAUUCUGAAGACAGCAGCAAGAGAGAGAGUGGUGACCACUACAGUAGACAGAGGCACCACAGUGAGUCCUACCAGGAGAGGAAGGCCCGGCACCAUGAGAGAGAACGAGACCGAGGGAAGCACAGAGAGCGGCACCGGGAGAGGAGCCGGACCCGCAGCUGGAGCCGGAGCCGGAGUCGGAGCCCUAGCAGGAGCCGGAGUCGCAGCCGGAGCCGGAGCCGGAGCAGGGAGAGGAGUGGCAGAGAACGCAGGCACAGUCAGGAGGAUAAGCACCGGGACAGCAGGAGCAGGCACCACAGCUACGGUGAUCACCACUCCAGAGACGAGAAACGGAAGGACCGGCGCCACAGUGACGAACACAGUAGCCACCACAGGGACAGGGACAGGGACCGUGAACGGGACAGGGACCGACACAGGAGACCCUCAGAUUAUGAUAAAGGGAGGAAGAGCUUGAAAGAAAAGUCCAAGGAAAGACGCUCGUGAUUUCUGCCACCCAUCCAGGCCUCUGCCUAUUUUUUUCUAUGGGGACAUCAUCUUUAUAAAUGCCAUCUUCCUUCAUUUUUCCUUGUUAACUUUACAAAAGAGUAGAACAGAUGUUUCAAUAAGAUUAACAAGUUCAAAAGAAAAUAAAUAAGAAGCAGCUUUUCUUUUUUUUUAUAUAAAACUGAUAUGGUUGAUCUUUCAACAAUUUUGAUUACGUUUUUAAAAAUGGCUGUACAUUUCUAGUUUAUAUAUUUUUAAUUGCUUCACACAUUGUACUACUGCACUUGGAGCUGAACUGAGGCAUUCAUUUUAAAAAACAAACAAAAACAUGUGAACUGUAAAAGCUUUUCAUUGCUUGAAGCAACAUAAAAUACAUACAGUGCUGCAGAUAUUUACUCCACCUCCAGAUUGGUGGAAACAGGGAAACAAAAGGAGCCAUGCUACCACAUGUAGAGAAAAAAUCAGAUAAGCAAGUUUCAUUGAACUUUGUGUCAUUAUAGCAGCUCUUUGACCCUGGAUAUCAAAUUUCAAUUUCCCUUCAUGUUACUCGAUUCUCCAAAAUGUUUUUCUAUUUGUUCUUAAUGAGCGUAGUCUGUACAUUUUGGCCUGUCAUGUACAGUAGAAAUUGUGUGCCUUCUGCAUAGUGUUUAUGUACAGUUAAUAAUAAAGCUAAUCUUUUUAUUGUUGACACAAAGAAAAAUUCCCAUGUCUGGAAAUUGCAUACUUAUUUUAACUGUUUCUCAAAGCUGUUGCUUUGAGUCUUAAAUGUUCAACAAAGAUAACUAAUCAACAAAAUAUGAGGGAUAGGGAUGGGGUGGUAGGAUUUAUGGGGACUUGUAGAAGGCUGUUUGAUUUGAUUAAAAUAUGAACUGAACUCAAGAAAAUGUUACGUGUGUCCAACUACUUAGGUAGUUAUUAUAGCCACUCAGAUAUUUAGAAUGUAAUGUUAGCAUCUGUGAAUAAUCUGUUUAUUCAUAUUUUUGAGCCUCCGCACUGAAUAUAAAUCUUUCUAUAUCCUA